AUGUAUUCUCUCUUUUAUAGUUCAGCAGAAGAGCAGUUUCACUGGCAAUCACAAGAUGGUCAAAAAGAUAUCGAAGAUGAGCUCACAACAGGUCUUGAAUUGGUGGACUCCUGUAUUAGAUCACUGCAGGAAUCAGGAAUACUUGACCCACAAGACUAUUCAACAAGUGAAAGGCCCAGCCUGCUCUCCCAGAGUGCACUCCAGCUCAAUUCCAAACCUGAAGGGUCCUUCCAGUAUCCAGCCAGCUACCAUAGCAACCAGACCUUGGCCCUGGGUGAGACAGCCCCGUCGCAGCUCCCUGCCCGCAGCGCACAAGCCCGAGGUGCAGGCCAGAGUUUCAGCCAGGGCACCACGAGCCGCGCGGGGCACCUGGCGGGGCCCGAGCCCGCGCCGCCGCCGCCGCCGCCGCCGCCGCCGCUGCGGGAGCCGUUCGCGCCCAGCCUGGGCAGCGCCUUCCACCUGCCCGACGCGCCGCCCGCCGCCGCCGCCGCCGCCGCGCUCUACUACUCGAGCUCCACGCUGCCCGCGCCCCCGCGCGGGGGCUCCCCGCUGGCCGCGCCCCAGGGCGGCUCGCCCACCAAGCUGCAGCGCGGAGGCUCGGCCCCCGAGGGCGCCUCCUACGCCGCGCCGCGCGGCUCCUCGCCCAAGCAGUCGCCCAGCCGCCUGGCCAAGUCCUACAGCACCAGCUCGCCCAUCAACAUCGUCGUGUCCUCGGCCGGCCUGUCCCCGAUCCGCGUGACCUCGCCCCCCACCGUGCAGUCCACCCUCUCCUCCUCGCCCAUCCACCAGCUGAGCUCCACCAUCGGCACGUACGCCACCCUGUCGCCCACCAAGCGUCUGGUCCACGCGUCCGAGCCGUACGGCAAGCAGUCGCAGGAGCUGUAUGCCACGGCCACCCUCCAGAGGCCGGGCAGCCUGGCAGCUGGGUCCCGGGCCUCAUACACCAGCCAGCAUGGCCACCUGGGCCCGGAGCUGCGGGCCCUGCAGUCCCCAGAGCACCACAUAGACCCCAUCUAUGAAGACCGCGUCUAUCAGAAGGCCCCCAUGAGGAGUCUCAGCCAGAGCCAGGGGGACCCUCUGCCGCCAGCACACACGGGCACGUACCGCACGAGCACAGCCCCGUCUUCCCCCGGUGUCGACUCCGUCCCCUUGCAGCGCACAGGCAGCCAGCAUGGUCCGCAGAGCGCUGCCGUGGCCACCUUCCAGAGGGCCAGCUACGCCGCCGGCCCGGCCUCCAGCUACGCGGACCCCUACCGGCAGCUGCAGUAUUGUCCUUCCGUCGAGUCUCCGUACAGCAAAUCCGGCCCUGCCCUCCCUCCCGAAGGCACCUUGGCCAGAUCCCCGUCCAUCGAUAGCAUUCAGAAAGAUCCCAGAGAAUUUGGAUGGAGAGACCCGGAACUGCCUGAAGUGAUUCAGAUGUUGCAACACCAGUUUCCUUCGGUCCAGUCUAAUGCUGCAGCCUAUUUACAGCACCUCUGCUUUGGAGACAAUAAAAUUAAAGCCGAGAUAAGGAGACAAGGAGGUAUUCAGCUCCUGGUGGACCUGCUGGACCAUCGGAUGACGGAAGUCCACCGUAGUGCCUGUGGGGCCUUGAGAAACUUGGUGUAUGGGAAAGCCAACGAUGACAACAAAAUCGCCCUGAAGAACUGUGGUGGCAUCCCAGCCCUGGUCAGGUUGCUCCGCAAGACCACCGACUUGGAGAUCCGGGAGCUGGUCACAGGAGUCCUUUGGAACCUUUCAUCUUGCGAUGCACUCAAAAUGCCGAUCAUACAGGACACCCUGGCCGUGUUGACCAAUGCCGUGAUCAUCCCCCACUCGGGCUGGGAAAAUUCACCUCUUCAGGACGAUCGGAAAAUACAGCUGCAUUCCUCACAGGUGCUGCGAAAUGCCACUGGAUGCCUAAGGAAUGUUAGUUCAGCCGGAGAGGAGGCCCGCAGGAGGAUGCGGGAAUGUGAUGGGCUCACGGAUGCGCUGCUCUACGUGAUUCAGUCUGCGCUGGGGAGCAGCGAGAUCGAUAGCAAGACCGUUGAAAACUGUGUGUGCAUUUUAAGGAACCUUUCGUACCGGCUGGCAGCAGAAACGUCUCAGGGACAGCACCUGGGCACAGAUGAGCUGGACGGGCUGCUCUGUGGUGAGGCCAAUGGCAAAGAUGCAGAGAGCUCCGGGUGCUGGGGCAAGAAGAAGAAGAAAAAGAAAUCUCAAGAUCAGUGGGAUGGAGUAGGACCUCUUCCAGACUGUGCAGAACCACCAAAAGGGAUCCAGAUGCUGUGGCACCCAUCCAUAGUCAAACCCUACCUCACACUGCUCUCUGAGUGCUCAAAUGCAGACACGCUGGAAGGGGCGGCAGGCGCCCUGCAGAACUUGGCUGCAGGGAGCUGGAAGUGGUCGGUAUAUAUCCGAGCUGCUGUCCGGAAAGAGAAAGGCCUGCCCAUCCUUGUGGAGCUGCUGCGGAUAGACAAUGACCGAGUGGUGUGUGCAGUGGCCACGGCACUCCGGAACAUGGCCUUGGACGUCAGGAAUAAGGAGCUCAUUGGCAAAUACGCCAUGCGAGACCUGGUCCAUCGGCUUCCAGGCGGGAAUAACAGCAGUAACGCGGUGAGCAAGGCCAUGUCGGACGACACGGUGACAGCCGUGUGCUGCACCCUGCACGAGGUGAUCACCAAGAACAUGGAGAACGCCAAGGCCUUACGGGACGCCGGUGGCAUCGAGAAGUUGGUCGGCAUCUCCAAAAGCAAAGGAGACAAACAUUCUCCGAAGGUAAUCAAGGCCGCGUCUCAGGUUCUGAACAGCAUGUGGCAGUACCGAGAUCUGAGGAGUCUCUACAAAAAGGACGGAUGGUCACAAUAUCACUUCGUAGCCUCAUCUUCAACCAUCGAGAGGGAUCGGCAAAGACCCUACUCCUCCUCCCGCACACCCUCCAUCUCCCCUGUGCGCGUGUCUCCCAACAACCGCUCAGCAAGUGCCCCAGCUUCACCUCGGGAAAUGAUCAGCCUCAAAGAAAGAAAAACAGACUAUGAGUCCACUGGCAGCAACGCCACUUACCACGGAACUAAAGGAGAACACACUUCCAGGAAAGACACCAUGACAGCUCAAAAUACUGGAAUUUCAACUUUGUAUAGGAAUUCAUAUGGUGCGCCCGCUGAAGACAUCAAACAUAACCAGGUUUCAGCACAGCCAGUCCCACAGGAGCCCAGCAGAAAAGACUACGAGACCUACCAGCCGUUUCCGAAUUCCACGAGAAACUACGACGAGUCCUUCUUCGAGGACCAGGUCCACCACCGCCCUCCGGCCAGCGAGUACAUGCACCUGGGACUCAAGUCCACGGGCAACUACGUCGACUUCUACUCCGCUGCCCGUCCCUACAGUGAACUGAACUAUGAAACGAGCCACUACCCCGCAUCCCCCGACUCCUGGGUGUGAGGCAGGCGGCACCGGGGACAGUGCAUGUGCAUGCAGACCACAGACAUUGCUAUUUUUCUUUUCCCCUGCAAAUUUAGUUCGUUAAAGCCUGUUCCAUAGGAAGGCUGGGAUAACCAGUAAGGACACAUUAAGAGCUAUCUUAGAAAGCUAAAUGAAUCGAACGUUAACUUGAAAGUCAGUAGAAAGUGAUCCUCAGUCUGACCUUGUACAACACCUUUCUAGUGCGGGCUGGGGAGUCUAAAAAGUGCUUUCCACUGAAUGUGGCUGAAGGCAGCACAGAAGGCGGUCGGGGUGACGGUUGUAAGCACAGAGGCGCGUGGUUCACGCACUUCAGAGGGACGGCUUCUCACGCUUUGUUUACUCUCUUCAUCCGUUGUGAUUCUAGGCUUCAAGUUGCACUGGGGUUCCUCUGUACAGCAAGAUGUUUCUUGCCCUUUGUUAAUGCAUUGUUGUAAAGUAUUUGAUGUACAUUACAGAUUAAAGAAGAAAAGCGCAUUGUGUAUAUUACACCAAUGCUGCGGCGUUUCCUCAUCUAUGGUUCUAAAUAUUGCUUCAAUUUCAAACUUUUGAAAGAUGUAUGGAUUUCCAGUUUUUCUUUUCUUUCUCGCAGUAUGUUUUAACAGAAAAAAAAAUGGGAAAAAAAGGAAUAUUUAGCAGUAUUGUUCGUUCUGAUAUGUGAAUUUGUUUGUGGCAACUAAGCAAGGCAUUCAGCAGUUUCUGACAAUUAACAUCCAUCAUUCCACACUCCUUGUCAACAAAGUGCUUUUUCACUGCCUAAAAUUUUAGAUGUAGAUAUUUGAAAUAGAUUUUUUCAUUUAUACCAGUUUUCUUUAUGAUGAUACAGUGUUAAAAGAAAAUAAAUUACAAUUGAUCUGUCA
Physeter macrocephalus (sperm whale) is the source of this 4298-nucleotide messenger RNA. RefSeq names its product catenin delta 2 (gene CTNND2). The record is from RefSeq and is a predicted model, not a curated record. The transcript is spliced from 19 exons. NCBI's taxonomy places the organism in Eukaryota, Metazoa, Chordata, Mammalia, Artiodactyla, Physeteridae. Gene Ontology annotation, cellular component: postsynaptic density; adherens junction; plasma membrane. The coding region runs from base 1 to 3420 and encodes 1139 amino acids. Gene Ontology annotation, molecular function: cadherin binding. Gene Ontology annotation, biological process: dendritic spine morphogenesis; cell-cell adhesion; cell-cell junction assembly.